UCUUCAUCCGGACUUCCACCACAUUACUGACUUUCUGCCACGCUUGGCGAGAACCCCCGACGACGCCGCGACCACUCCAUUCUUGCACCCUUACGGAUAUAUAUACCCAACACAUAGUACCCAAGCGCGCGCCCUUCGCGCGGAAGCUCUAGGAUGUACAACCCAAACGUUAGAAUGAUUAGUCCCGAUCAUUCCCUCACAUUCACCAACUUGGCGUCAAAGAGCUUCGAGCUCACACAGCACAAUGUACCGACGUCCCCCGAUAUCCGGAUAAUUCAGGACAUCAGUCAGGCCACUUUGACGCCUAGAGAUGGAGAAUCAGUUAUGUCGUGGACAAAGGGAUGCUACUUUGGCAAGAGCGGGUUCGACGACGUGAUGCUCUGCUGGCAAGAGCUGGAAGCCUUGACGUCUUUUUGUAUCGGCAUUGAGUCUCCCGAGCGCGGCUUCUUCAAGCCUAUUCGGUCCCACUGGAAAGUGAAGUACAACGACGGCACCACAACCAAGGAUUGGUUCUUUCCUUCAGACGACCCAUCAGACCCGUACACAUUCCCGAGCUCAAUGGAUGUUGACAUUUCGGUCACGAGCCAUUCAGUGAAGGAUCAGCUAGAGCUCAAGAUCACGAUCAAAGAUAAAACACCAAAUGCUGAGCUUAAGUCAUAGAACAUUGUAAGUAAAUGCACUGCCUACCAUGAACCAAAAUCUAGCGCUAACCAUCACCAAUCCAGUAUGUCCACGAACCACAGCACGUCAAUAAUUAGUAGGCAUUUGUACGGUUUUGCGGGACACAACAGUUCAGAUAGCAGUUAAGAUGAUAUAGGAUAUCCGAGAUAGAAAGAGAUGGGGAUGAUUCAAUACAGCGUUGGUUUCAAAAGCAUUUUGGGAGGCGACUUUAUUUAGAUGCAAUAGUUCCUCCUUACGGUUUCGAUUCGAUCAAUAUCUUCAACUAUUCCUCGUAAACUUGUGCAGUGG
Molecule: messenger RNA, 969 nt
Organism: Colletotrichum scovillei
Lineage: Eukaryota; Fungi; Ascomycota; Sordariomycetes; Glomerellales; Glomerellaceae
Exons: 1
Coding region: 154-660 (168 amino acids)
Source: RefSeq, a predicted model, not a curated record